Molecule: messenger RNA, 1665 nt
Organism: Ipomoea triloba (trilobed morning glory)
Lineage: Eukaryota; Viridiplantae; Streptophyta; Magnoliopsida; Solanales; Convolvulaceae
Exons: 1
Coding region: 1-1665 (554 amino acids)
Molecular function (GO): zinc ion binding
Source: RefSeq, a predicted model, not a curated record
AUGGUGUUUAGUUCUUCUAAAGAAUUCAAAUGGGCAGUCCAAUAUCAUGAAGCAAUGAGACAAAAGGAUGUAAUGUUCAAGAAGAAUGAGCAUAGAAGAGUUAGGGCAAUUUGUAGACACAAUCAAAUCUGCCAAUGGACUAUUUUUGGUUCUAGCAGCAAUCAAAAUUCUCCUUUUACUGUCAAAACAUAUAACCCUGUGCACAUUUGUGGGAAUCAAGAUGAGAACAAAGUUGUGACCUCAGGUUUUCUUGCAAAAGUCUUCAAGGAUGAUUUUAGGGUGAACAAAGAAUGGGGCAGAGGAGCAUUUCAGGAGCAUGUUAGAUCUAAGUUUAACUGUCAGUUGACUAGAAAUCAAGCAUACUUGGCAAAAAAGAAAGCUUUAAAGAAAAUAGAUGGACUUGACAGUGAACAGUUUAAGCUACUAAAUGAUUACUGUGAGGAGCUAAGAAGAAGUAAUCCUGGAUCCACUGUGAAGAUGAAGUUAGACAGUGAGUUCACUGUUAAUGGAAGGCCUAGGUUUGAAAGGUUAUACAUUUGCUUUGGGGCAUGUAAGGAAGGGUUUGUAAGGGGAUGUAGACCUAUUAUUGGGCUUGAUGGCUGCCACUUAAAGGGUACUCAAAAAGGAGGUCAACUACUGAGUGCUAUAGGUUUAGAUGCUGAUAAUAGCAUGUUUCCAGUGGCUUUUGCUAUUGUGGAAGGUGAGUUGAAGGAUACAUGGAGUUGGUUUUUACAGUUAUUAGACAAUGACUUGAAUUUGUCUAACAAUCCUGGUACUUGGACAAUCAUUUCUGAUAAACAAAAAGGCCUUAUACCUGCUGUUGAAGAACUAUUUCCAGGGCUAGAGCAUAGGUUUUGUGCUAGGCAUCUACACUCUAAUUUUGUGAAGGAUGGGUUUACAGGUCAUAUAUUGAAGAUGCAUUUCUGGGGUGUGUGUAAGGCUACUACUGAGGCAGAAUUUGAGGCUAGAAUGGAGGAACUAAAGGGCUGCAAUGUUAAGGCAUUUGAUUGGUUAAGAGCAAGGGAUCCAAAACACUACUGCAGAGCUUUUUUUAGUACAUUCCCUAAAUCUGAUCUACUACUAAAUAACUUGUGUGAGUCCUGGAACAGUUGCAUUCUGAAUUUCAGGGAUAAGCCAAUUCAAACCAUGUGUGAGAAGCUAAGGUUAUACUUGAUGACUAGGAUGCAAAGGAAUAUGGAUAGAAUGAUGUCUCAUCCAUUCAAGGUGUGUCCAAGAAUUCUGAAAUUAAUAGAGGAAGGCAAAGAAAAGUCUGCUAGAUUCACUGCUUAUAAAUCAGUUGAUGAAAUUUACCAAGUGGAUGAUGACAACUUCAAGGCCCACAAGGUUGAUUUAAGUAGUAGGCAGUGCAGUUGCAAGAGAUGGGACCUCAGUGGCAUCCCAUGUACACAUGCCAUUGCAGCUAUCAGAAAAAAGGGUGACCUGCCAGAGAAUCAUGUGCAUGCCUGUUACUCAGUGGAGCACUAUCUCAGAUCAUAUGGCCCUGCAAUCUUGCCUAUUAGAGCUCAAGAAUUAUGGCACAAAACUGGCAUGCCAUCUCCAUUGCCACCAAAGUACAAGCCACAACCUGGAAGACCAAAAAAGAAGAAGAAAAUUGAUCCAGUUGUAGAGAAACCAGAUUUGAAAAAAGGCAACAAAAAAAGGUGA